AUGGCAUCUGCUCUCACUGUCCUCUUCCUCAGCUGCUGGCUGGCCGGGCACAGCGGCGUGUGGGGAGGGCAUGAAUUUCUCAAACCCACCGUCUGGGUGAGCCCCAGCAGGGUGGUGGCACUCGGGGGAAACGUCACCAUCUGCUGUGAGGGUUUGUACCCGGGCAUGGAGUUCUUUCUGCGUAAAACUGGACAACUGAACCCGCAGAGGCAGCCAGUGCCUGAUGGGACCGUGGCUGAAUUUCCCAUCGCCAGUGUCGGCCGGGAAGAUGGAGGGAGCUACACCUGCGACUAUCGCUCCAUAACGGAACAGAAUCGCACAUCGCAUCCCAGCGACUCCGUCGAGAUCAUUGUUGGAGAGCCCAACUACACCAAACCCACCAUCUCCAUGACACCCAGCAAAGAGGUCCCCCUGGGGCGAUCUGUGAGCGUCUGGUGUCAGGGGCAGGGCCAGGGAGUGAAGAUCGUGCUGAAUAAAGAUGGACGUUAUUUCUCACCUGUGGAUUCGGAUGGAUCGAAGGUUGUGUUUUCCGUCAGCAAUGUGAGCCGGGAGGAGGGCGGGAGUUACAGCUGCUCCUAUUACAGCAAAUUGGAGCCUUUCGCCGUGUCGUACCCCAGCGACCCCGUGGAGCUGGUGGUGAGAGAUCCCAACUUACCCAGACCCUCCAUCUCUCUGAGCCCCACUGGGGUCACCGCCCCAGGGGCAGACGUCACCAUCCGGUGUCAGGGGCAGCGCUGGGACGUGAGGUUCUUCCUGCACAAGGCUGGAGACCUGAACCCGCCGCGACACAUGGACCCUGCUGGGGCCGGGGCCGAGUUCCGCAUCCCCACCGUGGGCCUGCAGCACAAAGGGAAAUACAACUGCAACUACCGGCUCCAAUCACAGCCCUUCGUCUCCUCGGAGCCCAGCGACUCAGUGGAGCUGGUGGUAGCAGAUCCCAGCUUACCCAGACCCUCCAUCUCUCUGAGCCCCACUGGGGUCACCGCCCCAGGGGCAGACGUCACCAUCCGGUGUCAGGGGCAGCGCCGGAAUGUGACGUUCUUCCUGCACAAGCCUGGAGGCCUGAACCCGCAGCAACACAUGGACCCUGCUGGGGAUGGGGCCGAGUUCGGCAUCCCCACCGUGGGUCGGCAGCAUGGAGGGAACUACACCUGCAGCUACCGGCUCCGAUCAGAGCCCUUCAUCUCUUCAGAGCCCAGUGACCCCAUGCAGCUGGUGGUAGCAGAGCCCACUCUGCCCAAGCCCAUCAUCAGCCCCAGUGGGGAGGUCUCCCUGGGGGGAGCUGUGUCCGUCCAGUGUUGGGGGCAGGGCCCGGGCGUGCGGAUCGUGCUGAAUAAAGGGGGACGCCAUGUUGCACACGUGGAUUCGGAGAAGUUGAAAUUUCUGUUUCCCAUCAACAACGUGCGCCGGGAGCAGGGCGGGAACUAUAGCUGCUCCCAUCACAGCAGGUCGGAGCCGUUCGUCAGGUGGAGCGAGUCUGUGGAGCUGGUGGUGAGAGAUCCCAACUUACCCAGACCCUCCAUCUCGCUGAGCCCCACUGGGGUCACCGCCCCAGGGGCAGACGUCACCAUCCGGUGUCAGGGGCAGCGCCAGAACGUGACCUUCUUCCUGCACAAGGCUGAAGACCCGAGCCUGCAGCAACACAUGGACCCUGCUGGGGAUGGGGCCGAGUUCCACAUCUCCACCGUGGGCCGGCAGCACGGAGGGAACUACAGCUGCAGCUACCGGCCCCGAUCAGAGCCCUUCAUCUCCUCACAGCCCAGCGACUCCGUGCAGCUGGUGGUAGCAGGGUAAGGACCAGCCCCGAGACAGAGCAGAUGAGACCCCAGCUCUGCUUCCCACCCCAAACUACCUGCCCUAGGAUUCAGGACUCCUGGGUUCUCUCCCCGGCUUGGGAUGGGAAGUGUUGUCCAGUGGUUACACCAGGGGGGCGAGGAGUUUUUAAUGUUGUAUUUUUUAGUUAUUUUCCUAACAUAGGUUGAUUCUCAUUAGUUGAUAACCAUUAAAAAUGUUGAAUUGCAACUAAAUAUAGUUUUAACACUGAAUUUGGUGCUUUUUCUUUUGCUAACUAUGAUGGCAAACUAUAUCUAUCCACGUUGAUUG
This is a messenger RNA of Malaclemys terrapin pileata, 2103 nucleotides long. Its product is annotated as immunoglobulin superfamily member 1-like. The transcript is spliced from 9 exons. The record is from RefSeq and is a predicted model, not a curated record. Lineage: Eukaryota; Metazoa; Chordata; Testudines; Emydidae. The coding region runs from base 1 to 1794 and encodes 597 amino acids.